Messenger RNA from Caenorhabditis sp. 36 PRJEB53466, 3605 nucleotides. The record is from the annotation of a GenBank genome assembly. Lineage: Eukaryota; Metazoa; Nematoda; Chromadorea; Rhabditida; Rhabditidae.
AUGAGUGACUUCGCAGGGGCUGACGCGCUGUCAUUGGCUCAACUCAAAGACAUAAUCGAGGUACGUUUUGCCGUUUAUACAAUACUGGUUAAAUUCGGGACACUGUGAGAACUUUUCGAAGAAUAAGAAAAAAUGUGGCGGUCCAACAUAAUAGAACUGGGCAGAAUAGAACCGCGACAUAAUAGAACUGCGCAGAAUAGAACCGCGACAUAAUGAGAGAGAGAGAGUUCGACUUCUUGCAUAGCAAUAAUGUCGGAUAGAGGAAGAGAGAGAGUUCAACGCAUAGCAUUAACGUCGGAGAGAGGAAGAGAGAGAGUUCGACUUCUUGCAUAGCAAUAAUGUCGGAGAGAGGAAGAGAGAGAGUUCAACGCAUAGCAUUAACGUCGGAGAGAGGAAGAGAGAGAGUUCGACUUCUUGCAUAGCAAUAAUGUCGGAGAGAGGAAGAGAGAGACACUUAAGCGAAAAAAGUUUCGAGAUAGACAUAACUAACGUUGUACUCGGUUUAUAUUGUGACAGUGAAAUCACGCCCCCUCGGCCAGGCCCUAAGCUGUGCUUCACCGCCACCACGCCCCUUUAGGUGACAAUCAAAAAGAUGGAGGAGGCGGGACCGCAAAAAUUUCAAAUAAGGCAGAUGUACUUUGGUACUAUAGUACAUCCAUUAAAAAUGUAUCACACAUAGCUGAGCUCAGCGAACCGUAGGCUUAGUCAUUCACAACAUUUUCAUGCAUUUCUACAAUAAUCGGAAACGGCGGUCCAACAUAAUAGAAUUGGGCAGAAUAGAACCGCGACAAAAUAGAACUGCGCAGAAUAGAACUGGGCAGAAUAGAACCGCAACAUAAUAGCACUGCGCAGAAUAAAACCGCGACACAAUAGAACUGCGACAUAAUAGAACUGCUUUUGUGAUUUAUAUGAACUUUCGCAAAAUUUUCUCUCGAACAAUUUAGCAAAAGAUUUAGCAAAAGAUUUAAAGGACCAGGGAACCCAAAAAUUUUUUGAUUUUUUUGUGAAAUGUUUUUGUGACUGUUUGAAUUGUCUCUUAUUGCCUCAUACACUGGUGAAAUGCUGCCUCUCAAAAAUGCCAAUGAACGAAACGGCAUGCAGUUGAAGUUGUGGCCGUGGCCUAGCGCCAAUGGCCGAAAAAUAUAUAAAAAUAAAUGCGCUUCUCGGCCAUUUUAUUUUUUCCGGUUUUUUACCGGUUUUUUUCCAAAAAUUCACGGUUUCUCCCAUUUUGGCACUUCAUAUCGACUGAAUGAAAACAAUUUUUUAGCAGUGAAAAAAUAAGUAAGUGCCGAACAAAUGUCAAUCAGCUGAAAAAUGGGAGAAACCGUUAAUUUUUGGAAAAAAACCGGUAAAAAACCGGAAAAAAUAAAAUGGCCGAGAAGCGCAUUUAUUUUUAUAUAUAGUGCGUUGCAAGUUUAUAAGGCCACCCCCAUUAGUCGCUGCAACGUGGCGCUCGAAAAUAUUUCCGACCCGGCGACUUCAAAAUCGGAUUCAGGGCACAAAGUUACGUAUGUUUGGUGAUUUUCGCGAUGAUACCUUGAAAACUGUCCGAACUACCUCGAUAAAACUAAAAAUCGGCUUUUUGCAACCGUUGCAAGUUUAUAAGGCCACCCCAGGGGAUAGGGGUUUUCGCUAAUCUGGUAAACUCCUAUGAGCACAAAUGAAGUUAAGCACCUCUAAAAAGACGUUUUAAAACUGUUUUUGUCAUUCAGACGGUUUAGGUUUUUUCGUAGGACAUGCCAGGGGGCACUUUCCCUACGGAUUCCAAAAAAGUCUUAACACAGCCAUUCAAAACGGUUGGAUGGCCUAACCGAGGGUUCAGUUGUUGUCUAAAGUGAUUCAAAUCCAUUUCGUGACUAGUCGAAACUCAAAAAAGAAUUUUUGGAAGACCGGGCAGACAUUGAAACUGAAUGUUUGUGCCAAAAUGUUCGCCAUCCCUGUCGUCAAACUCAAAUAACGGCAUUGAUUGAGACCAAAUAAACUACGGGAGGGUCUCAGAUGAUUCUAGAGGACUUCAGAUCAGUGCAACAAGUUUAUCUGAAUGCAUUUUGUAAAUAUCCAAUCGAGGAGAAAGCGUUCAAAACCAUAAGGCUUCGUUGUCCAAAGGUUCUCUUUGAGAAGACGAAGCGGUCAGUGCGGAUGUCGUGCCAGUAUCACUUCCAUUCCUCCAGACCGUUCAAAUUGACCAUAUUUUCAGCAGAAGGCAUGAUUUCACCGGAAAACAUGUUUCUGGACAAACAAAAUCGAUCAUAACCGCCGAUCCCUCAUUGGCCGACAUGUUGCCACGGACGCAUUCGAUGCGAUGUGACUUGUGGCAAUGCACGGAAUGCACGGAGAGGGCCACAUGGUCUCAGAAACAUUGUUAGGGCACUCCUCAACAGUUUCCCAAACCAUACACUUUCUAAAUCCAUGGUCCAGCUCCUGUUCCAUGCCGUUUCAGGACUUCUUCGCAGUUGAAACGGCACGGAUGAGGAACCUUUUGGCAUGAGAAACCCGUUUCCGGCUUUUCUAAGAUGUUCUUUUAGGCUGGACUGAUCACAAAAUGUAUUUGAAGCACUUUAGAUGACAACUGGUCUCUUGGUUCGACCAUCCAGCCGUUUUGAAUGGCUGUGUUAAGAGUUUUUCGGAAUCCUGGGGAAAGUUCCAUGUGGCAUUUCUUACGAAAAAACCUAAAGCGUCUGAAUGACAAAAACAGCUUUAAAACGUCUUUUUAGAGGUGCUUAACUUCAUUUGUGCUCAUAGGAGUUUACCAGAUUAGCGAAAACCCCUAUCCCCUGGGGUGGCCUUAUAAACUUGCAACGGUUGCAAAAAGCCGAUUUUCAGUUUUUUCGAGGUAGUUCGGACAGUUUUCAAGGUAUCAUCACGAAAAUCAUCAAACAUACGUAACUUUGUGCCCUGAAUCCGAUUUUGAAGUCGCCGGGUCGUAAAAAUUUUCGAGCGCCACGUGGCAGUGCCAAACGGGGGUGGCCUUAUAAACUUGCACCGCACUGUAUUUUUCGGCCAUUGGCGCUAGGCCACGGCCACAACUUCAACUGCAUGCCGUUUCGUUCAUUGGCAUUUUUGAGAGGCAGCAUUUCACCAGAGUAUGAGGCAAUAAGAGACAAUUCAAACAGUCACAAAAACAUUUCACAAAAAAAUCAAAAAAUUUUUGGGUUCCCUGGUCCUUUAAAAGGCGCUCCAAACAGUUAUUUUGUCGCCGGUUCUAUUCUGCCCGGUUCUAUUCUGCCCAGUUCUAUUCUGCCCAGUUCUAUUCUGCCCAGUUCUAUUAUGUUGGACCGCCAACAAUGUUAUUCGUAGUGGAGGCCCUCAAUUCCUAGUUUUUUCUGGGCAGGGUUGUGGUCCUUGAAGACAUUUCGGUUUCUGUAAAUACUACGUUGAGCGCUUCAAUACCAUUUUUGAUCAGUUUGAAUUAAUUGUGAAUUUUACAGCUUGCAAACUUUAUCAAUUCCAAGACGUUUCUCAAAGUUAUGGGCUUUGCAAUUGCGGACCGCAUCAAGGACAUGAGCGUAGAAGCGAUCGCGGAAUACAUGGUCCUGGAAAUGGGUGAUAAGCCGACCUACGACGAAGAUGCUGAUUGCGUUCACCCCUCAACUUCGGAGCUCUAA